Messenger RNA from Mytilinidion resinicola, 480 nucleotides. RefSeq lists its product as uncharacterized. NCBI's taxonomy places the organism in Eukaryota, Fungi, Ascomycota, Dothideomycetes, Mytilinidiales, Mytilinidiaceae. The record is from RefSeq and is a predicted model, not a curated record. Gene Ontology annotation, biological process: post-translational protein targeting to endoplasmic reticulum membrane. The annotation marks the transcript as partial. The transcript has a single exon. Gene Ontology annotation, cellular component: TRC complex.
CCCACCGACCUCGCCGCCCUCGACGCCCAAGAGCGCGAGCUCGUGUGGCCCUUUUUCACCGCCGACCACGCCUGGUUCAUCUGCACGGGGCUGCGCGACAUCCUGCACAAGAUGGGCCAGCACGCCGUCAUCGACGUCUCGCUCGUCGCGUCGCACCGCGUGCUCGCGCACACGGCGACCAACGGCACCGUGCCCGACAACGAUCGCUGGGUGGAAAGGAAGCGGCGCACGGUGGUCAGGUGGGGGCAUAGCAGCUGGUAUAUGCGGCAGAAGUAUAAGGGGGAUGAGAAGGCGUUUAGGGAGCGGAGUGGGCUGGGGGAGGAGGAGGGGAGGGGGUAUGCGAUUCAUGGGGGCGCGUUUCCAGUGAGGGUGACGGGGGUGGAGGGGGUUGUUGCUGUCGUUGUUGUUAGUGGGUUGAAGCAAGAGAUGGAUCAUCAGAUUGUCGUGGAGGUGUUGAGGGCGGCGUUGAAGGAUGAGAAG